UUUAGGAAACAUUAGAGCAACUUCACCGUCAUUCUUCAUCUGUUUUAAUGCCUUCUUUGACCUUUUACCGAUCUUGGUUGUGAGACUUGCAUUUGUCCAGAGAUGCUCAGAUAUUUUCCCCUAUAGUGAUUAAUUGCUGUAUAUCCCAGUAACUCGUGUGACUGGCACAAAUUGUGCUAUCUGCACUGAAUUUGAGUCAUGUGCUGGCAAACGUUCAGUCUUGGCUAAUUCCUUUUAGAGUUUUGUUCUCAGGUCUCUGUGAACCCAAAUUAUGGGAUUGCUUAAAAUUGUUGAGCUAUUUAGCAGUCAGGUAGUUCUUAUCUGAAUAGCAAGCUCAGUCUUUUGGCCUGCAAGUGAUGUCAUGUUCUGAGCAUGCAGGCCAUAAGGGAUCGCACAAGACUGUCAAGGGGAAAGAUGGGAAACCUGAGGGAGCGUAGAAAGAAAAGCAGUGCUCUCUCAUCCCUAGAAACGUGGGGCUAGGACACGUGCAGGAGCCCAGGCGAGAGAGGAUAUCAAAGUGCAGUAAGAUAAGCGGGAAAGGUGUUUCUGGGAAAAGUGAAAUAGAGCUGUAUUACUAUUUUGUGUGUGCUGUGUGCUGAAAAAAUAGAUAUAUGGUUUUCCUUUACCCCUUCUCAGAGGACUAAUGAGUGUCAACAGAGCAGAGUUCCUGGGUGUUUGGGACAGGCAAAGGGAAACAUGCCGUAAGGUAGUACUUGGAUAUGUUCAUUACGUUUCCUGCUGGAGGAUAUGAGCUGAUGGCAGGGGCAAGAAGGAACUGGAGAGAAUUUGCAUUUACUCCCUUCUGAAGCAGAAAGUCAUGGUUAUUGCCAAGGGCAGGGUAACUGGGAGGAUGGGUCUGGUGCUCUGAGCCGAUGUGACUGAUCUCCUGUUGCUUCCUGAGCUUGGCAGCAAUACUUGAGCUUUGCAUGCAGAAACCUUGUGUCAUGGGGCAGGACGUGAUUGUUCUUGCUAGGCCACAGCGGGGAUGUUUCAUGUCAGACGCUUAGUAUCACAAAGGAUUAGGAAGACUGUGCGCCUAGCGCCGUUGAGAAGUGCUUGUUGGGCAGGCAGUUGUCACCCAGGUGUUGUAUAGGUGUAAAGCUAGAAAGAAUUGUCUUGGUUGCAGCUACAAGUGGGAGAAUAAUCAUGUGCUGUUGAGAUAAUAAUCAGCGCUCUGAAUGAUAAUAUCUUAUAUGUUGCAGCUGUAAGAUGUAUGUCACUGAGGGAGAUCAAAGAAACACUGCAACCGAAAAUUCCCUAAGAAUAGCUUGUGCAUUUAUCAGCGUUUUGCAUAGAAUCGUUUUUGCAGUUUCUCCUGUUGUUCACAUUGAUCUUGUAUUUAACAGUCAGAGGAGAAAAGUAUUAUUUUAUUUACAUCUUGUAUUUUAUAACACUGUGGGAGCUCCCAGCAGAGCUAGAGUAUGAGACUGCUUUUUGGUCUUGUGGGGCUUUGAUCUUCCCACAUUGGGUUAGAAGCUAUUCCUAUUGAUAAUAAGGAAGCGGAGGUCAAAGAUCUGGAUUUCACUGCAGCUUACUGGCUUCUGAAAGUGCUGAAGAGGCUCUGCUGAGGGAACCGUUUUAGUGUAGAUAGACGGAAAAGGCCACGAGAUUUUUCUGCACCUUCUGCCUGGCCUCAUGGUACGAGGGAUGUGAUGAUGUCCUUUUAAAGGAGAUGAGACGAGAACGCUGUUAUAGUGAGAGAGUCAGGACUGAGAGGAGACGCAUCAGAAUUAGCAGUGUAACUAAAAUACAUCACAAUGCAUAACUCGUUCUACUCUUGUACCAGGUAAAAACUGUGAGAGAGAGAGAGAGAGAGAGAGAGAAGCCCGAAUAUGUUGGGCAGCAAGAGGAGACUCUCCUGCUGCAAGAGACCGUAGUGAUUAAUGAGAGAGGAAACUAAAGGCCGAGGGAUGCAGCGGUUUCUUUGCAUUUGUGUAGGGAUGGUACCGCUGUGCUCAUGCCGGCAUCUCUGUCUGAGAUGUCUAUGUGGAAUUAGCAGGGAGGGAGUGCCUUGAGAAGCUGUUUGCUUCAGGUGUGUUCUUCUCUUCUCUUCUAGAUCUAUCUCACAUGUCUUUUGAGGAACUACUGCAGGUGCACGAUGGUAUGGGAACAAGAGUGUAUAAGCAGGUGGCCGGUGGGAAGAAGACUGCAAAUCCUAUCAAACCCAAGAUAAAGCAUCAACAAAGCAAAAAGGGGCCACUGGAGAUGUCUGCCAAGAAACCUGUGCCUUUUCUGCGACAAGUGGUCCCUGUUACAAAGAAGGUCCAGCGAGACCCUCGAUUUGAUGACCUGUCUGGAGAGUAUAACCCUGAAAUAUUUCUGAAGACCUAUAGCUUCCUGGACACCAUCAAGCAGCGGGAGAAGGAGAUGAUUCAGAAACAGCUGAAAAAAUGCCGGAAUAUGGAGCAGAAGGAGAAGCUGCAGCAGCUCCUGAAGCGCAUGACGCAGCAAGAAGAGGAGCAGAAAAAACAGCAGAAAUGGAGGGAGAGGGAGCUGUCUUUGAAGAAACAGCAACGGGAACUGGCCCAGCAGGGGAAGAAACCCUUCUUCCUAAAGAAAUCUGAGAAGCGGAAAUUGGAGCUAGCAGAGAAGUACGCAGAGCUGAAGAGGAGUGGAAAGCUGGAGAGCUUCCUGAACAAGAAGAGGAAGAGGAAUGCCAUCAAAGACAAGCGCCGGCUGCCCUCACAGAAGAGCCUGUGACUGCUGGAUGGACGCGCUGUUGUCUGAAGAGGGAGAGGGAAGGCUGCCACUGGGAUUUGCUGUCCUGACUGGACCUUGAGGACUGCCAUCCUUCUUCCCCAUAUCUGCCUUUCACUUUACCGUGAUGCUAUUCGCCAGCAGAGCAGAGGCUGAGCUGAAGAAAAUGUGCUUUUGGAAACUGAAAUGCCCUCUUGGGGCUGGGCUUAAACCAUGCUGAGGUGGUGAGCAAGUCCAUCGUGCUGAUUCAUGUGGAGUUGACAUCUGGCUCUGUUCUUGGACCUGCUUGUCUCCUACCCUAACUAGGAGAGCACAAGCCCUGAGCUGCCUUGCUGACGCUUCAGCCACAAGCUGAAGCGGGAGGAGGCUGUGGGAGGGCUCUGGUCCAACGCCUGCUCAGAGCAGGGCCAGCACUGAAUUUGGAUCAGGUUGCUCAAGGCUUGCUCCAGUUGGGUCUGGAAACCUUCAAGGACAGAGGCUGCCACCUUUCUGGGCCCCUGCUCCACUGCUUCCUACCCUCAGGGUGAAACUCUUCCCCUCCCCUUACCUCCAGUGGGAAUUUGCCUGGUUUUAACUUAUGAUCAUUGUCUCUUGUUCUCAGUAAAGCGCCUGGCUCUGUCUACCCAAUAACCUCCUCAUAGGUGCAGGAAGGCCUCCCCCAAGCCACCUCCUCUGGGCUGAUCAAGCCCUGUUCCUUCAGCCUCUCCUCACGGGUCGAGUGUUCCAGCCCCUGACGGUUUUCCUGUCCUCAACUGGAGUGAGUGCAGCAGAUCAACGUCACCUGAGGGCCCUGGCUGGGUACGGUAUCCAGAGGUAGUCUCGCAUGUGCCGUGUAAAGAGGGAUAGUGGCCUCCCUUGACCAGUGGGCUGCACUCUUGGCAUGCAGCCCAUGCAAUGGCUGGCCUUCCUUGCUGCGAGGGUGUGCUGUUGAUUGUGUUUAGCUACUGUUGCCCGGGAUCUUUCCAGCAGAGUUGCCCCCCUUCUCAGCCUGGUCUCUGAAGGACUGUUAGUGCUUCUAGGUAACGCAGGUUCUGUGUAAAAUAAAACUCUAUUUUUCCUUUA
This is a messenger RNA of Struthio camelus australis, 3759 nucleotides long. NCBI's taxonomy places the organism in Eukaryota, Metazoa, Chordata, Aves, Struthioniformes, Struthionidae. The record is from RefSeq and is a predicted model, not a curated record.